AUGGCGUCCUCAUCCUCCGACAAUACAGAAUCCUCCUACGUCAAGAUGGAUACAGCCGAUGCCACCUUGAUCGGAAAGCAUUGUCAGUACUCGUACUGCAAUCAACUCGACUUCCUCCCUUUCUUCUGCCAGUCCUGCAAGGGGACCUUCUGCCUUGACCACCGAACCGAGACGGCACAUACAUGCGCGAAUGCAGGCGAAUGGGCGCGGCGGCGGCGCGAGGCCGAGCUGGCGAAACCCAGCGCUGGUGAGGGAAAACGGAUGCGCGAUUUGGUCCAACAAAAACCAUGUGCUGCGCAAGACUGCAAGACAACCGUAGGCACUAGUCUUGUCCCUGGUGUGCACUGCGACCGCUGCAACAGGGACUACUGCCUCAAACACCGCCUGGGCGAAGAACACGAUUGCAAGAACCUGACGCCCAUCGGCGCGCGGCCGGCUCAAGUCGAUUUCGGACGUGAGGCGCGCUCCGCCUUGUCUAGACUCAAGGCUUGGGGCGCCUCGCGCAAGGAGGCUGCCUCCCGGGCACUGCCCAAACCCAAGCCAAGCACUGCCAGUCAGAGAAUAGUCGCCGUGAACCAACUCAAAAAGACUGCCAAGGGUGACGCCAAACUUGCUCCUGAGAAGAGAGUCUACCUGUUUGUUGAGGCCGAAGCCGAGACGACUACAGCCAAGUUUCCCAAGGGUCAGUUCUUCUUUAGCAAAGACUGGGUUGUGGGUCGUCUGCUCGACUCGGCAGCAAAGGGUCUUCAAGUUGAAAACGUAAACAAUUCAAGCGCCGACGAGAAGGAUAAGCUUCGGGUAUUCCAUAUCGAAGGAGGGCGAGUUCUAGAAUAUAACGAGAAGGUCGGUUCAGCCCUAACGAGCGGUAACACUGUUGUUCUGCUCAGAGGUGUUGGGCCGGCACAGGAGGACCUCAUCAAGAUGUAA
Molecule: messenger RNA, 927 nt
Organism: Pestalotiopsis fici W106-1
Lineage: Eukaryota; Fungi; Ascomycota; Sordariomycetes; Amphisphaeriales; Sporocadaceae
Exons: 1
Coding region: 1-927 (308 amino acids)
Cellular component (GO): cytoplasm
Molecular function (GO): zinc ion binding
Source: RefSeq, a predicted model, not a curated record